UGAACUCCGCCAUUCAGCCUCCGCCAACGGUCAUUGUUCUCCACCCUUCUUUAUUGGAACAUUUUUUUCUCUCCAUAAUAAUUACUAAUUUUAUAUAAUCUUGUCUUUGAAUCACGUCCCUCAAUGAGUGAAUGGACAAUUAAUUAUGUAUAAAGCAAGCGAGGUAGCCUUCAAAUCUCCGAAGACCGCCAUACUCAGCUAACUACACACUUCCCACAGAGAGAUACGAGGAGGACAGAGUAAGAGACGUUCACGUCACAUGGCGGCCACCGGUGCUUCUAUCUUCGCCGCUGGAUUAUCCUCCCGAUUCCACCGGGACAUCACUACUCGCCGAUUUUCCGUCUCGACGGAGCAGCAUACCAUCACUAUUUCUUCUGUUCCAACAACGUCUACGGUCACGACAGGGACGAAUAUUUCCAAUCACAGGGGUUUCGACAAGAGCCGAGAAGUAGGACAACCUGCGAAGAUACACAAGUGGAGCUUGAGUUUACUCGAGGAGAGCGAGGAUUUGGAAAUGAAGACGAGGAAGAGCUUCAGAGAUUACUUUCAGGAGGCCAGCGAUUUGGUCAGAUCGGACGGUGGUGAUGGACAGCCGAGAUGGUUCUCUCCGUUGGAUUGUGGGCCUCCCGGCGUCAACUCUCCGCUGCUGCUUUAUUUGCCUGGUCUUGUUGGUGUUGGGUUAGGACUUAUAAGGCAUCAUCAUAGGCUUGGAAAGAUUUUUGAUGUAUGGUGCCUGCAUAUUCCACUCAAGGAUCGAACAUCUUUCCAUGACCUAGUGAAGCAGGUUGAAACAAGGGUAAGGUCAGAGAGCAGCCGUUCACCAGAUAGACCUAUAUAUCUUGUUGGAGAGUCUUUUGGAGCAUGCCUUGCACUGGCUGUUGCAGCUCGUAAUCCUGAUAUUGAUCUUGUUCUGAUUUUAGUAAACCCAGCUACAUCUUUCAACAAGUCAUAUCUGCAAACUCUAAUACCCUUGCUGGAACUCAUACCCAACCAAUUCCCUCUUGACCUCCCUAAUGUGCUGAACUCAAUAACAGGUGAUCCUUUGUGGACGGUGAUGGACAGUGUAGUAAAAGGACUUCCUCUGCAACAAUUAGUUGGAGAAAAACUAUCACAGGACAUGUUUGCAAUAUCAUCUUAUCUCUCUGUUGUGGCUGAUGUCUUACCUAAAGAAACACUUCUCUGGAAGUUAAAGAUGCUUAAAUCAAGUUCUGCAUUUGUCACUUCACAGCUCCAUGCUGUGGAAGCCCAAACACUAAUACUUUCCAGCGGAAGGGAUGAGUUGUUACCAAGUGAAGAGGAAGGUGUAAGACUUCGUCGUGCGCUCCCAAAAUGUGAGAUUCGUAGGUUUAAUGAGAAGGGGCAUUUCCUACUCUGGGAAGAUGAUGUAGAUUUGGUAACUGUCAUAAAGGGUGCCAACUUUUAUCGCCGUGGAAAAGUUAUGGACUGUGCUUCUGAUUACUUACCGCCAACACCUUUGGAAUUCAAAAAUAUUUACGAAUCAAACAGAUUUAUUACGGGUGUCACUAGCCCUGUGAUGUUUUCGACCUUACAAAAUGGAGAAAUUGUGAGAGGCCUUGCUGGAAUUCCUUCAGAGGGGCCAGUCAUAUUGGUUGGCUAUCACAUGCUAUUGGGAUUUGAAUUGUUUCCAUUGGUAUCCGAGUUUUUGCUGGAAAGGAAUAUUAUACUGCGAGGGAUAGCGCAUCCAAUGUUGUUUAAGAAACUAAAGGAGGGCCCGUUUCCUGAAUCGCAACAAUUCGACACAAUGAGAAUAAUGGGUGCAGUUCCUGUCUCAGGAAUGAACAUGCAUAAACUUCUGUCUUCAAAAUCACACGUACUCUUGUAUCCAGGAGGCGUGCGUGAGGCUCUUCAUCGGAAGGGUGAAGAAUACAAAUUAUUUUGGCCAGAGCAGUCAGAGUUUGUCAGGAUGGCAGCUAAAUUCGGAGCCAAAAUUAUACCUUUUGGAGUUGUUGGAGAAGAUGAUAUUGGUGAGCUAAUUCUCGAUUACGAUGACCAAAAGAAGAUUCCUUUUCUAAGGGAUCUAAAUAAUCAAAUAUUAGAGGAGGUUGUGAGAUUAAGGGUUGAUGUGAAUGGUGAAGUCGCAAACCAAGAAAUAUGCCUUCCCGGAGUGGUGCCAAAACUUCCUGGCCGGUUCUAUUUUUAUUUUGGGAAACCGAUUGAAACAGAAGGUAGGAAGGAAUUAUUAAGAGACAGAGAGAAAGCUCAGGAGGUAUACUUGCAAGUGAAGUCAGAGGUAGAAUGUUGUCUUGCAUAUCUAAGGGAGAAAAGAGAGAGUGAUCCUUAUAGAAGUUUACCAAGCAGGAUGAUUUAUCAAGCAACCCAUGGCCUUGAUUCUGAAAUCCCAACAUUUGAAAUAUAAUCUAAUCUUCUUCUUCAAGGCUUGAAAUGAAAAGUUGUUAGAGAUAAUAUGUUUGCUGCUUGUUCAAGUCUUGGUCUCCUACACAGAAAGAAAGCAAAUGGUUCAAGUAAUGCUCAUGCCAUACAUGCUUUCUCUGAAAGGAAGGAUUGGUAUGGUAGAGGAGGAGGACUAGUAUAAAGAUGAGAUCUUCAUUCAUCUAAUAUUUUAUUGGAUUGUAUCUCUCAA
Messenger RNA from Tripterygium wilfordii, 2602 nucleotides. RefSeq names its product acyltransferase-like protein At3g26840, chloroplastic. Gene Ontology annotation, cellular component: membrane. Bases 260 to 2377 code for a protein of 705 amino acids. The transcript has 14 exons. Lineage: Eukaryota; Viridiplantae; Streptophyta; Magnoliopsida; Celastrales; Celastraceae. The record is from RefSeq and is a predicted model, not a curated record.